CCACGGAUAGAUUUUCCCGAGUUCCUCGUCGCGCGAGUCUUCUUAUUAAAGUGUAAAGAUGUACUUGUAAUAUCAGGAAAAAUCCUCAAAUCGGAAAAGACAGGGAGAGAGUGUGAGAGAAAUCGAACCAGUCUGCUGUUUUUUUUCCGCGUACGUUUUAAGGCCGAGUUUCCACCUUCUGGGUAUCCAAGAAACAAAAUCAACAUGCCUUUGAUCAGGUUUAAAAGGGCGGAUGCGUCCAAUGCGCCAUCUAUUCUAUCUACUACUCUUCCUACACAAUCGAAGGAUCUACUUGUGAGUCAAGAUCCAUCGAUAGCAGCAUUCGCUCCGGUAGCAGAAACCACCACAAACAUCCCCUCCACAAGCUCGACCACCUACAUCCCAUCGACUACAAAAGAGUCUACAGUGGCGAAGAUGGAAGAUGUUACCAAGGAGCUUGCAGAAGAAAUGGGAAUCCCCACCUGGGGUUUAGUCGCCAUUAUAAUAGCCGUUGGAGCAGUAGUUCUAGGAAUCUGCUUUUGCUGCGUAAGAAGAUGUUGUCGUAAGAGAAGAUCUAAGGACGGCAAAAAAGGCCUGAAGGGAGCAGUAGACCUCAAAUCCGUUCAACUACUAGGUGGCACCUACAAAGACAAGGUUCAGCCGGAUAUGGAAGAGCUUACAGACAAUGCAGAGGAGCCAGAUGAAGCCGAGAGCAAGCAGAGCGAAGUGAAACUCGGAAAACUCCAGUACAAACUCGAAUAUGACUUCAAUUCGAACAGUUUGGCUGUGACGGUCAUCCAAGCUGAGGAACUACCAGCUUUAGACAUGGGAGGUACUUCUGAUCCUUAUGUCAAGGUUUAUCUCCUUCCGGACAAGAAGAAGAAGUUCGAGACCAAGGUCCAUAGGAAGACGUUAAAUCCAGUUUUCAAUGAAACUUUUACGUUCAAGAGCGUGCCAUAUGCUGAUGCGAUGAACAAGACUUUGGUUUUCGCCAUCUUCGAUUUCGACAGAUUUUCCAAGCACGACCAAAUCGGUGAGGUUAAAGUACCACUCUGUCAGAUCGAUCUUGCUCAAACUAUUGAGGAAUGGCGAGAAUUGCAGAGCGUUGAGGGUGAAGGUGGACAGGACAACAAACUUGGUGACAUCUGUUUCUCCUUGCGAUACGUGCCUACUGCUGGCAAGCUAACUGUGGUCAUUCUGGAGGCAAAGAACCUGAAGAAAAUGGACGUCGGUGGUCUUUCUGACCCUUACGUGAAGAUUGCUUUGAUGCAGAAUGGAAAGAGGCUAAAGAAGAAGAAGACUUCCAUAAAGAAAUGUACACUCAAUCCAUACUACAACGAAUCCUUCACAUUCGAGGUUCCCUUUGAACAGAUACAGAAAGUGCAAUUGGUGGUAACGGUAGUGGACUAUGAUCGUAUUGGCACAUCAGAGCCAAUAGGCAAAGUUAUUCUUGGUUACAACGCGAGCGGAACAGAACUGAGACAUUGGUCAGAUAUGUUAGCGUCUCCAAGGCGUCCUAUUGCCCAGUGGCAUACGCUUAAAGAUCCCGAAGAUGGAGAUAAGAAAGAUUAAAGAGACUCUACUACAUUCUAAGGCGAGAUCGUGAAUGAAAAUCCACGGAGAG
Messenger RNA from Belonocnema kinseyi, 1603 nucleotides. It is a transcript of the gene Syt1, whose product is annotated as synaptotagmin 1. Gene Ontology annotation, cellular component: synaptic vesicle membrane; axon; dense core granule. Gene Ontology annotation, biological process: synaptic vesicle endocytosis; regulation of dopamine secretion; cellular response to calcium ion. The coding region runs from base 205 to 1551 and encodes 448 amino acids. Lineage: Eukaryota; Metazoa; Arthropoda; Insecta; Hymenoptera; Cynipidae. The record is from RefSeq and is a predicted model, not a curated record. Gene Ontology annotation, molecular function: syntaxin binding; phosphatidylserine binding; clathrin binding. The transcript has 10 exons.